Molecule: messenger RNA, 1443 nt
Organism: Thamnophis elegans (Western terrestrial garter snake)
Lineage: Eukaryota; Metazoa; Chordata; Lepidosauria; Squamata; Natricidae
Product: SR-related and CTD-associated factor 4-like
Exons: 2
Coding region: 54-1112 (352 amino acids)
Source: RefSeq, a predicted model, not a curated record
UCUUCUCGCCCCUUUCUGAACAACAGCUCCAGAAAGAGGCCGCCGAAGCCUUGAUGGUGUUAAGAAAUGCCCCCCAGUCUAGCCCCAUGCUUUCCCCUUCAGGCCUCCUGCCCCCUGCCAACACCAUCUCUGCCCUCAUGGGGCCCCCGAGCUUCUCCCACCCUAUGGAAGCCAUUCCCAACCCUGCCAUUCCCAGCCCUUUCCAGCCACAUCCCUCGUACUUCCUGCCUCCUUAUGUUCCUCAGGGUCUCAAGGCCUCUAGGGACCUAGCCUUGAAGCGAGCCCACGUACCCCCAGAAUCGGUCAGUGCCCACCCCGAACCAGUUCCAGGGCCCUUCUUCUUUCCACUCUUCCAUGGUAGCCCUCACCCCCAGCAAUACAAAAACGUCCGGCUGUUCUCGGUCGCUCCAACUCGAGGGGCUCAGGUAGCCACCUCUCUCAUGGUUUCCAGCAUCCAGCCCGUCAAACCAAGCCUCAGUGCGGCGUCCAGUUACAGCCACUAUCAUUUCGCCCCAAACUUGAGAACUUACCACAGUACCUCGGGCUCCAUGCAAAAGACUGUCUGCUUGCCCCAAAGCAUGGAGACCGGCUGGAUUUCCGAGACCAGCGUUGAAGUCCUUGCUCCCUCUGGCUCCGCUCCUGGCCAUCCGCCGCUGAUGCCUUUCUGUGUCUCGCCCAUGGAUGUCUCGGUCACCAUGCCCUUCCAAGCAGGCUCCCCCGUUGGGAUGGAUCUGCACAUGCUCCCUCCCGGUUUGUCUCUGCUGAACCCCGGCCCCUGCCUUCUAGCUCAUCCCUCCUUCCCAGACCCCGUGCUUCUCCCAGGGCAGAUGUCUCCGCAGUGCCAACCCCAGCAGUGCCAAGAAGGAAAGUGUUCCAGCAAGAGGCCCAAAGAAGAAGAGCCCGACAACAGCCGUAAGGUGCCUGGCAGCAAGGAUGAAAAAGAUUCAACCGAAGCAGAGCCCGACCGCCUGGCAUCCAAACCAGCGCCUAGCCAGUCUGUUCAGCAAGUCUCAGAAAACCCCCAGCAGCCAAGCCACCUCCACCAGGCCAACGGCUCCCCUUCGGUGUCUUUGAGCAUCGGCCAAAUGGGCUCCAUCUCCCUGCCCAGUUAGUCUUCUGAUUGGGAGUCUUUGAGAAAGAGAGGUGGCUUCUACUUCGGGUUGCAGCCUUAGCUUGUUUUUCAUUCUACCUGCAACUGAAUUCUUGCAAUUGCUGGUACCUUUUAUUGGUGUAAUGCCCCAAGUCCAGAUCCUUUAACACCGCCGAUUCCUUUUUAACUAGUUCUGUGCCCCGAUGGAAGGCCGAGUUUGUUUUGACUUGAACCAUUGUUAUAGUUUAGACAACAGGAAGUUUGCUUUUAGUAGCCAAGUUUGUUUGCAUUUCUUUUUGAAAAGGGUGUUUCCCAUCGUUUUCUCAAAUCAGAGAGAGAUGAUUGAUAAGCCA